AAUCUUAGCCGCAAGAAUGAUAUUCGGUACAACUUAUGGUGCAGAAGAACAUCCGGGCAACUACCUACAGUAAGGUCACUGACGGUUGCCGAAAUGCUUCGAACCGUGUGUAACAGCUUAGGUAAAAACCAAGGAGUGACUCAUUUGACUGGGCUUAACAGAUUGAGUUUAAACCAAGCAAGAUGUAAAACUGCAUCGACCUCCGUGCAAACCACAGACAGUAAGGCCCUCUCGGAUCCACCCCUAUGGAAAGAGGAAGAUGGCUGGGUGGUCCUGGAUCCACCCAAAGACAGUGAAGUGGUGGAGAGACUAGCCAAACAGGAGGACUGGACGAAUGUCCACUACAUGACUAGGCCAGACCUCGCCCAACAGGAGAAGCAAUGGUUCAGGGAGGCCUACAACAGUCCCACCAAGCUCUAUCCCCCGGAAAAAUUCCUACUCAAGCGUGGAGGUAAUGUUUGUGUGGAGUAUGUUCGCAUUCCUGUUGGUGCCACCAAAAGACAAAUGAUCGAGAAAAGCUUUGAGCCACCAGAGGACGAGAAAGACAUUGCUCCGUUUGACCUGCGGAAGCAGUGGGCCUGGGCGAACAAGGUUCUGUUUGGACCCCAGCGAGACAUGACAAACUUUCCUAGUUUCGUGAACCCAGGCACAGUACCUAUGCCUGAGACAGCUCACAAGUUUAUCCCCAGGAAUGUGUUUGAUGCCAUGGUACCCUACAGUGGUGUCACAGGAUUCUACGUUCUAACUGUUGGUGGGUUCGCGGCCGCCGUUGCUAAGGGCCUCAUUGUCAGCACAUAUGGCCUCGCCUACUUCCUGUACGCCCCUCUUCUUUGGGGUUUUACCCGAUUGCCGCCAAUCAGGAGGAAUCUGGACAACAGAAUACCACAGCUUGUUAAGAAAUUAAAUGACGUUUAUUUCAUUAACCCAAUACAAAGCAAGAAGGAUCAUGUAAGUGCCUGCAUCGCCACAGCACAGCAAACCAAGGACAUGAUUCAGCAGCUACCCAAACUCUACGACGUACAAAUGGAAAAUGUAGAUUUACAGCUAGAGAAUAACUACAGAGACAGGCUUAAACAAGUAUAUGGCGAAGUUAAAGCCAGACUGGAUUGCCAGAUGUCGCUAGGAGUGACAAAGGCGGAGCUAGAGAAAGAUCACAUGAUCCAAUGGAUUACAGACCAAGUCGUCCAGAGCAUCACUCCAGAUCUGGAAAAGAAGAACAUCCAGUCAUGCUUGACUCAGCUACAAUCUCUCUCCCAGACAGCCAAGAUAUAGCUAGCCAUCACUCGGAACUGUGUGGGAACAUUACUUUAUAGACAACUGUUGAAACAAAGUGUGUGAAGUUUAUAGUAACAACUCCAAUGUUGCUUUGAAUGAUCUUCAGUACCGUGUAUCGAUUGUGAAUAAAAUCAGUAUACACAGUACUUCAUGAGAAAA
Molecule: messenger RNA, 1434 nt
Organism: Ostrea edulis (European flat oyster)
Lineage: Eukaryota; Metazoa; Mollusca; Bivalvia; Ostreida; Ostreidae
Product: ATP synthase F(0) complex subunit B1, mitochondrial-like
Exons: 9
Coding region: 94-1272 (392 amino acids)
Biological process (GO): proton motive force-driven ATP synthesis
Molecular function (GO): proton transmembrane transporter activity
Source: RefSeq, a predicted model, not a curated record